AUGAUGAAGUUGAAGAUGGAGCUGCAUACAGAAGCGUAUCUUUUUGUUAAUUGUUGUUGUUACUAUUAUUGCUAUUACUACUACUGUUACUCGAUGACACUAACGUCCCAGGAUAAGAACAUUGUGAGGGCGUCUGUUUCAAAGGCCAACAACAAAAUCAUUGACGCUGCCAUUGUACGGUUAUAUGUGGCGACUACAUCAUCGGAUCGUUGGGUAUGGUCUGGUUUGAUGGGGGCUCUUGUUCUCGUUGAGGAUACUAUUGGCCAUACGUUUUUCUUUAAACUUAUUGAUAUCACCGAAAGGAGGGGGAUUCUUUGGGAUCAAGAGAUAUACGUGGAUUUCCAAUAUACUCAAGAUCGGAAAUUCUUUCAUUCUUUUGAAAUUGACAAUGCACAGAUUGGCUUUCUAUUUGAUUCAAUCUCCAAUGCACAACACUUCUAUAAACGGGUGACAACUAGGGAGAAACACGCAUCUACUACAACUCUUAACAACUAUGCACAAGUGAAAUCUCGCAAACACCCGGAACAGACCCCGCAUUUUGACCAACUUACAAGCGGGAGUAUUAACCAUCGUAUCAGGAGAUCUAGGGGACUGUUAUAUUAUGAGAAGGAGCCUCCUCCAGAAUGGCGGCCCCUCUAUAACGAGCUCGAGAAGAUGGGCAUCACAGAAGACAUGAUUGCCGAAAAUAGAGACUUUAUCAAGGAUUACAUCAACAAACAGGGCGGUCCUCUUGUUGGAUUGGAACCACCGAUUCCUAGACGUUAUCAACAUAGACAACAACAGCGUCAACAAGAGAACAACAUAAAUGAUAAUUCACCCCCAAUCUCCUCCAGCUCAUCAAUGAGGAAAAAGAAGGCCCCACCUCCACCUCCACCUCAACCUCAACCUCAACCUCAACCUCAACCUCAACCUCAACCUCAACCUCAACCUCAACCUUCAGCGUCUCUGUCACCGUCACCUUCGUCGCCGCAUCUAGCUCCGGCAACCCAACAGCAUCUCUCAGAGGAAUCCAUAGCUAAUGUCGGCGGUUCCCAUCUUCAACAAGAUCAACAACCGGCUCUCCAGCCAUUGUCUGCACAACAUUCAUCCAACUCAAUCUCCCCUCCUUUCAAACAUGCAGUUCCUCCACCUCUUGCUACCCAAAACCUGCAUCGCUUCAUAGAACAGACUACUUCACCAGCUUUUCCCCCUAGAAAUCCAGUACCUCCACCUCUCAUAAUACAAAAUACACCUCUCCCAAACCAAUCUGCCUCACCGGCUCCUCCACCAAGAGGCCCAGUACCUUUGCCACGGGGUCCUUCAACACCUCUGACAUCUAGAGGCCCAGUACCUCCUCCCCCUUCAAGAGGGCCAGUACCUCCUCCCCCUUCAAGAGGGCCAGUACCUCCACCACCACCUAGAAACCAACCGCAGCGUGCAGCUGUUCCUCCCCCUCCUCCUUCCAGAAGAGGAGCAGCACCUCCACCUCCACCUCCGUCUAGACAGCUACACAACGGCCAGGCAGCUCCAUCUCACCCGCCUCCUCAACAGGCGCCGUCGACCCAACAACAACCACUUCACCAACAACCACUUCACCAACAACCACUUCAGCCGUCUCACCCGCCUCCUCAACAGGCUGCUCUAACACCGCCACAUCAACAGCAACAAUCUCUGGCUCCUCCACCGCCACCACCACCUCCUUUACAGACGCAAACUGCACCACCCGCUGCUGGCUCCUCUGCUGCACCACCGCCGCCUCCACCGCCAGGAAUGCCGGUAUUCACUCCACCGCCUGCUGCUGGUCCCGCACAAACCACACCAGCAAUAUCCGACGACAGAGAUGCUCUACUGGCGUCUAUUAGAAAUGCCGGAGGAGUGGGGGCACUACGUAAAGUCGACAAAUCACAGCUUGACAAGCCAAGUGUGUUGCUACAAGAGGCAAAGGGUGAAGCACCAACCAUGUCGAGUGCAGGUGCAAAUACAUCAAACUCUGGUGCACCUGCUUCGUUGGCAGAUGCAUUGGCUGCAGCCCUGUCAUCAAGGAAAGCCAAGGUGGCCAAUUCAGACAAUGAGUCCGACGGUGAUUGGUGA
Messenger RNA from Pichia kudriavzevii, 2070 nucleotides. RefSeq lists its product as uncharacterized. Lineage: Eukaryota; Fungi; Ascomycota; Pichiomycetes; Pichiales; Pichiaceae. Gene Ontology annotation, molecular function: actin binding. The record is from RefSeq and is a predicted model, not a curated record. Bases 1 to 2070 code for a protein of 689 amino acids. The transcript has a single exon.